This is a messenger RNA of Biomphalaria glabrata, 2864 nucleotides long. RefSeq names its product triokinase/FMN cyclase-like. Gene Ontology annotation, cellular component: cytosol. The record is from RefSeq and is a predicted model, not a curated record. Gene Ontology annotation, biological process: glycerol catabolic process. Bases 187 to 1968 code for a protein of 593 amino acids. The transcript is spliced from 18 exons. NCBI's taxonomy places the organism in Eukaryota, Metazoa, Mollusca, Gastropoda, Planorbidae. Gene Ontology annotation, molecular function: glycerone kinase activity.
CGUAACUCUCAUUUUCAGUGUUUUUUUUUUUGUUGUUUUUUUAAAGACAAUUUUUUUUUUAAAGGAAGAUAGCAAAACAUAUGAUGCAGGCCUUAGAACAUCUAAUAUGUCUCAAGACAUGAUAAGGCUAAUAAGAAUUCAAGUUACGAACAAUAGAUUCAAUAGAUCUUCAGAGAUUUUAGAAUUAUGUCUAUGGCCUCAAACUCUAACCAGAUUAGCAAAAAGCUAAUUAAUAAGGUUCUUGACUGUGAAAGGGAGUGCAAUGAAGGACUUGUAGCAGUUAACACCGGGAUCAGUUUGGUCGAUGGCCAUAAUGUGGUUGUCAGGACAGAUGCUCGAGAUGUUGCAGCUAACGGGAAAGUUAUCCUUAUCAGUGGUGGUGGCUCUGGACAUGAACCAGGGCAUGCAGGCUAUGUGGGUAAAGGUGGUCUGACAGCAUGUGCCUUUGGCUCUGUGUUUACAUCCCCUCCCCCAGGAUGUAUCUUGGCUGCAGUCAACGCAGCUUGUCAGCAACAAAAAGGUUGUCAGGUGUUGAUGAUAGUCACCAACUACACUGGAGAUAGACUCAACUUUGGCAUUGCCUGUGAAAGGGCAAGAGUCAAAGGUCACAUGACAGAAAUGGUUGUGGUUGGAGAAGAUUGUGCGCUAGAUUCAGUCGACCACUCUGCAGGAAGGCGUGGGCUUGCUGGGACAAUGAUGAUUCAUAAAAUAGCUGGUGCAAUGUCUGAGCAAGGAAAAAGUCUUGAGGACAUAGUGUCCUACCUGAAUUUAGUCAAAGAAAGAAUGGGUACCAUUGGACUCUCACUAUCACCUUGUUCAGUGCCUGGCUCGGGACCAUCUUUCUCCCUGCAGUCUGAUGAGAUGGAACUAGGUCUUGGUGUUCAUGGAGAGGCCGGAGUACGCAGAAUGAAGAUUCAAACAGCUAGAGAGGCAGUCAAAACUAUGAUGGAUCAUAUGAGGAACCCAAACACUUCAACUCAUAUUGAUGUCAAACAAGGUGAUAGGGUGGCUCUGAUGGUGAAUAAUCUUGGUGGAACAUCAGUUUUGGAAAUUAAUAUUGUUGCUAAGGAAGCGAUUUCAUAUCUAGAAGACAUUGGAGUCUCAGUUGAUAGGGCCUACUGUGGAACAUUCAUGACUUCCCUAGAGAUGGCUGGUAUUUCCAUUACACUGCUGCACAUUGAUGAUCUUCUUUUGGAAUAUUUAGAUUUCCCUUGUGAAAUACCAGCAUGGCAUGCCCCUUGCCUUGCUACUGGCCAAAAGCUUAGAAAAACUCCAGUGUUGGUUACUCUAGAAACAGAAAGUCACAGCUUAUCAGAUGCAGGAUGUGAAAAAUUGAGUAAAGAGUCUAGUGACAGAGUCUAUAAAGCUCUCAGGAAUGCUUGUGAACAGCUAGUGGCUAUGGAGAAAGAGCUGAAUGAGUUGGACACCCAGUCUGGUGAUGGAGAUUGUGGAUCAACUUUAGCUCUUGGAGCUAAAGCUAUCUUAAAGAAGCUGGGGGAGUCAACAAAUCCUGGACUACCUGUAGACUGUCCACAUACCUUAGCAUUGAGCCUUGGACAGAUUACUGAGAAUGUCAUGGGUGGUUCCUCUGGAGCUUUGUACAGCCUGUUUUUUACUAGUGCAGCUCAAGAACUAAGGAAAGCUAAUCCAAAAAGACUCUAUGCUGCAUUAAGCAGUGGACUGGAGUCCAUAAUAAAAUAUGGAGGAGCAAAGCCAGGUUAUAGGACAAUGGUGGAUCCACUUUAUGAAGCAUGUGAGUCGCUCAAGUCUCAAGACCUUAACACACUAUCUACAGAGUCUCUAUUCAGGAUAUCAUCAGAGGCAGCCAAACUGGCUUCAGAGAAAACAGUCUCAAUGAAUGCUCAGGCGGGCAGAGCUAGCUAUGUGAAUAAGUCUCUUCUAACCAAGCCUGACCCAGGGGCAGUGGCUGUAUCUGCUUGGUUGAAUGCUAUAACUAACUCAUUUUAGAGCAGUAUUAAUUAACAGUGUGAGAGAAAUUCCUAUCAAAGAAAUUGAGGAUCCAAUCAACUUAUAUACAAAUGCAGAAAUCGCUCAACUUCAGAGGUUUUGACUAUUUUGUGAUGCUAAACUUUUGUUUUUAUUUUGUCUGCAUUUACAACAUAACCAGAGGUCACCAUUUAUAUUUCUGGUGACUUUCAUUUUCAACACAUUUGUCUAAGGUAUAAUUCAAUAUUAUACAAUUUCCAACUCAAAUAAUUUGUCAAAUUUAUAUGGGUAAGUAUAAAGUUCAGCAUAGGAACAUUGUUUUUGUUGUUUUGACCUAGUGGCAAUUUUUUUUUUUUUUUUGUGAUUUAUAUUUGUGGGGGUUUGUAGUCAUAUCAAAUAUUCUAAGGGUAAAAGAUCUUUUGUUUGGUUUUGUUUUUUUUUUCAUGUUGACUGCAUUAUAAUGGAAAACUGCAAUCUAAUGAUAUUAUUAUUGUUUAAACAUCGCCAACUGAUUAUUUGUUUCGUUUUUACUUUUUAAAAUCUACAUUUUUCUGAAUGUCACAAUUUGUUAACAAGCUUAUAGCAGGUUUAUAAUGUUUGACAUGUUUUGGACAUAUUGACUUUUAUUUAAAUGUUGUAGUAUUCAAUGCAUUCCUUUUUCUAAAGUGUUUCUAAUUGAUAUGUUUUAUUUCUGUACUCUUGAAUAAGCUUGACACAUGAAUAUUUGGCUUCGGAAAUGGUUUAUUAACAGUUUGUAAGCAGAAAAGAGAAGGUUAAUAUAUUAAGAUUUUUAUAUAUUUUUUUUCCUGUAAGCCAAGUCAUAGCAACAUCCUGCUGAUCAUACACCUCAAAGAAUGUGCUCAAGAUUUACCUCUGGGUAAAAAUUUCUGCAUUAAUAAACAGAGUUUCUUCAUUCA